AUGCCUCAACAAUCUACCACCACCUCCGCUGGCAACUCCAAGGCACGCAGCAGCCAUCCUGCCCCGUCCUUUUCUCCUUCUGCCACUACCACUUCCGGCGGUGGAGGUUCCUCGAAGACCAACAGUAGCCAGCUACAGCAGUUCGCCGAAAGCUCUGCACGCUCUGAUCCAUGGACGACGGGUAGCCUGGACACCGAAAACAACGAGGAGAUCAACAAGGUCAUCAACGACGUCGACAGGCUGUUUGGUAAAUAA
Messenger RNA from Nannizzia gypsea CBS 118893, 255 nucleotides. RefSeq lists its product as hypothetical. Bases 1 to 255 code for a protein of 84 amino acids. The transcript has 2 exons. The record is from RefSeq and is a predicted model, not a curated record. Lineage: Eukaryota; Fungi; Ascomycota; Eurotiomycetes; Onygenales; Arthrodermataceae.